This is a messenger RNA of Durusdinium trenchii, 573 nucleotides long. The record is from the annotation of a GenBank genome assembly. NCBI's taxonomy places the organism in Eukaryota, Dinophyceae, Suessiales, Symbiodiniaceae.
AAGGGCUGCGGGUUGACCGAUGCCUCAGGGUCGGCGGCAGCCAGGGCCAGCGUCUAUAACCUUCGGUUACCACCGAAGGCCUCCAGGUGAUGCAGGUCUUCAUCCAGGCGCCUCAUGGCCUCUCGGCCAUCGAGGUCGAUGGUCACCAGAGCAUUGCCGCAUUGAAGGAGCAAUUGGUGAUCCUCUCGGGUGUACCACGUGAAGAGCAGCGCCUUGUGUUUGGCGGCUGCUCCCUCUCUGACCUCCAGACCUUCGCGGAAUGUGGUGUGGAAGAUGGCUCCACGAUUUUCAUGAACUUGGACUUGAGCGGUGGUGGCAAGAAGCGAAAGAAAAAGACCUACACCAAGCCGAAGAAGAUCAAGCACAAGAGGAAGAAGGUGAAGCUGGCUGUGUUGAAGUUCUACAAGGUGGAUUCCAAUGACAAGGUCACCCGCUUGCGGAGGGAAUGCCCCUCAGAGCAAUGUGGCCCUGGCGUCUUCAUGGCAAUGCACUUCAACCGCUACUAUUGCGGCAGGUGCCAGUUGACCUACCUCAUCAAGAAGGAUGCCUGAGAUUGAUAGAGGCUCUCGGGAA